GGUGUCGCCUGUAUGGUCGUGAGUCGUCUCCUCAGUCGCCCAAAGAGUCGUAGCGUCUUUCUGGUUGCCGCUGGAUUUUCAACAUGGUAAACAUUUUUGGCGACCUACAAUGACCUAUGAAGGGUGCCGGCAAGUCGCCGAAAAAGUCACGUAAGUGGGACAGGCCCAUUACUCUCUCUUGAAAACAUCCAGUGAAUCGGCCUCCGCUGCCUUCUGUGGCAGAUUCACAACUCUCUGGGUGAAAAUGUUUUCCCUCAUCUCAGUCCUAAAAGUCCUAUAUCCCUUAUUCUUAAACUGUGUGACCCUUGGUUCUGGACUCCCCGAACAUUGGGAUUUUCUUUCCUGCAUUAGUUUAUGCUUUAGAUCACAAUCUGUUGAAUGACAUUUAGGUCUGGGAUUACUAGCUAUUUUUACCUCCCCAUUUGGGUUUUAACAUUCGUUUUGUAUAUACUUUUACUUCUUUCAUGGCUGGGAUGAACUAGCGACACACACAUACGGGAGAAAUAAUCAGGGGACCCCAUGGGUAUAAUUAAGCCUUCAGGGAGAGCAUGGGAAUACAUUUUAAAACCAAUGACUGAAAGAAUUCCUCUUCAAUUGAGGUUUGUUUGAAUAUUUCUUCAUGGCAAAGUAUUCAAAUAUAAUUAGCUAUUUUGUGAACAGAAAGCAUUUUCAUUCUAAUGAUUGGUCGUAGUAACUUAAAAUUCUGAACUGAGAUUUCUCCUUGGAUGUGGUACAAUUUCUAUUUGUUUUUCAUUAAUUAGGAAUGAACAAUGUAUUCUACAUCCACCAGAUUAAGAAGCAUACGUAAAGAACGAUAUUACCAAUGGAGGCUUGUUUAAUUUCAUUGUUAAAUUGAGGUUGAAAAUAAUUCACUUUGAAGCAUUCAUUGUUGUAUCUUGUAUCCGGGUUAGUUUAGUUUAGAGAUACCGCACGGAAACAGGCCCUUUGGCCCACCGACUCCGCGCCGACCAGCGAUCCCCGCACACUAACACUCCUACACGCAUGAGGGACAAUUUACACAUACACCAAGCUAAUUAACCUUUUAACUUGUAACUUUGAAUUGUGGGAGGAAACCGAAGAUCUCGGAGAAAACCCACGCAGGUCACGGGGAGAACGUACAAACUCCGUACGGACAGCACCCGUAGUGGGGAUUGAACCCGGGUCUCCGGCGCUGUGAGGCAGCAACUCUACCGCUGCGCCACCGUGAUGCCCUUAAAAUUAGAGAGUAAAUUAGUGUUGGAAAGAUUGAAUUUCCUAAAAGUUUUUAUUUAUAUUUGUAUUUACAUCUUAGUUACCUUUUAUCUUCCAGAAAUACCGCCACAUAAAACUCCGAAAAGGAUAUUAAGAAAGCAGCAGUUCAAUCCUAAUCAUGAAUCUCCUGUCACUGACCCCGAGUUGCAGCAAGAUAUUUAUUGGGAUCAACACUCUCCAACCACAUUUAAAUUGGGCAAUGGAAGGAAGACAUGUGCGACUUCUCAGCGUGCGGUGGAAAUAUCCGAUGUUGUUAAUCGUAUUGCUCCUCAGCAAUCACCUGAAGUGUCUCUGAACAUGUGGCUCGGAGCAGACGCUAUCCAGUGUAGUCCAGCUCUUUCAUAUCGAGAAAGGAUCAAAGCAAAUUAUUCAAGAUUUCAAAGGAGCACAGAUGAAGAACUGAUGAAGUUGGCAAAGGAAUUUGAUCGCACUAUGGUUGAACAGGAUGUCAGCUAUGGUGACGAAGGCAACGAGAUUCUGGAUGAUGAAGAUUCGGAGCAAACACUACACAUUAAGCGGGCAAGCCGUCAUUUUCCAACACUGGGAAACGUACCCGAGACCCCAAUCGCUGAGCCAGUUGAGGACGACGGAAGCGGUGCCCUUCCUAGAUCACAGCAGAGUAGCAGCCAAAGGUCGCUGGAUCUGGAGGCUGAAGCUGCUGUCAAUGCCUUGUUUGAUGGGCCCACUCAGCAUGUCAGUCGCCCCUUGAGUCAGGGCCUCUCAGAAGAUGAAAGCUCAAGCCCAAAAUUUGAUCACUGUCACGUGGCCAAAGCUGCCUGGGCGUCUGUGAAAGGAAACACUGGUCGCGGUGUAAACACUACUGCCUCACGGAUAGGGGAGCCAACCGUCCCCUUUCCAACUGCCUCGAACGACACUGACAUUCCCCAAGUAUCUUCGCCCAUCGUACUGGAUCCACCAGACAAAGGGCCUUUCUUUGGCCACGCAACCGUCUCCAAGUGCGACACCAAGCUGGUUUGUGGAGAUUCCACUGUAGAUUUUGUAUUGGAUCGAGGGGAAGAGACCAACGUCCCCUCGAAAGGCAGAGCAGGUGCAGCGCACACGUCAGAAUCGGAGCCAGCCGACGACGGCUUCGACGACUGGAUGGAAGAUGACUCUUUUAUACAGCAGAUCACACAAUUCCCAGAGCUGGGCGACUCUGCGGCCAAAAGCCAGUCCUUGCAAGGUGCUGGCCACAAAGUUACUCGGGACUCCGAUCAUGCUAACAAUCCACAGGGCAGUCCUAGAACAGGACCACCUGUAUCACCUGUGCCGUCUUCCACCAGCUCACCCAGUGACAUAGAGUUAGCAGCAAAGAUCUGUCAGUUUGGGCAAGGGUCUGAAAGAGCAAAGCCAAGGAUUACAUUUUCAUUGCAAAGCAAUACAUGCAGGAAGGUGACUGAGGAGCAACCUGUUGCAAAGUGUCAGCUGGGUAAAGACUGUCAGAGUCUGGUUAAUACGCUACUUAAAAGAGACUGUGGUAAUUCUGAUGCUUCAACACCUCAACGGGGUUCCCUUCAUGCGCCAGUCAGGGCAUUGUCUUCCUUAGCUAGUGCAACGCCUUUUAAACGGGCGACUUGGUGCGAUGGCAGUGUAGAGAGGAGUUCUCUCGCUUCACAGAGGCCGGCUCGCUGGGACGGUGCAGAAUGGAGCUUGGCCGGUGGGCUGAGGGCGGCUGGCAAAAGUCCACCGCGGGCCGCUGCAGACGUGGAGAUGCAGAGUACCCUCUCCCCGUUCCCCCCCGACGAUUGGAACGACGCUGAGUUCUACAGUGAAAUCCAGGACAUGUUCCCCGAGUCGGAAAGCCUAUGGGAGACCAGCGAUGACGAUUUAAACCGCAUGUGUGACGAUGUGGAAAAGCGGAUCGAAGACCAAAAUUCUGAUCCCACCUUGCCCGCUGGAACCGUAGAGACAAAAGGAGCAAAUGGCAACCGGAUAUUAACGAGUGACGUGCUUAGAAAUCAGCUCAAUGGGCAGCAAAAACACUCAAACCAAAAUCAAACAUUUGUUAUCCCAGAAAGAAAAAUCUGCUCCAGGGAACAGGGACAGUUUGUAGCAAAACAUAAUGCCUUGCCCGCGUUGGGUCCUCAGCCUGGGUCAACAGAUUUGAUCUGCACGGUAUGUACCACAGCCACCCCACCUACACAGAGCCACCAUUUGAACUCUGCAGGCAAUAUCCAAGGUCAAGUUUUCACAAAUACGUCCAAAGUGUGCGGAGUGAAUUUUAACGGAUUACCUUCUGUGACUGGUUGGAGAUAUUCCGCCCAUGCUUCAAACGUGCCGCGGACUCUAGCUGCGGCAAACUUUGACGGAGGGCAGAGCGUGCAGACGCCCGGCGGGAACGCUGGCCAGCCGGGUCCCAGAGCACCCAGCUCUGCUGGCAUUGCCAGGACACCCAGGUUCACCUUCAGCAAGAUCACAACUUCUUCCCUGGCUGGUAUUCCAGGCAACAGCAGCAGCAGCUCAGCGCAGUGCGAGAAGGUGUUUGUCAACAGAGACCUGCACGAAAGAUGUGUUCAGUCAGCCCCGAGCACUAAAACCACCUGCAGUCCAACACCAUCACUAAAGAGGCAUUUUUCAGACUCGACUUUAGUGCUCAAAGGUGUUGGCGAACUGGCGGGGAGGAGAUCGGCAAAGUGUUCUCUGCAAGAGAUCGAGAACAAGAAGCAAGCGGCUGUAGCCCGGAGGAAGAUGAAAAUGCAAGCCAGCUGUAACCACCCGCCAACUGUGUGAUCUCCAAAUGAUCACUCUAUUACAGGAAAGUAACAAAGAAACCGCAGGAAAGUGGUGGCAAGGCCAGAGAAAUGGGCUUUCCUUCUGUCGUACUAAACAGAAGCACUCAGAAUCUCUCUUACUCAGUUGGACUUUGUAUCAUCAUCCCACUGAUUAAUGAUAUCAUGAUUAAGGCUCGGCUUUUCCCCACAGCUCUCUGUUCUGCUAGUGCUUCCCCUGUAUCCUCUCCAGGCCCAGUGUUUAAGCUCAACAGUAUCAUUCCAGGUACAGGAUGCAGGAGUUACUGAUGAAAACCGGAGACAACUCUUGGAUUAUAUUCCUCCUUUAAAUCAAGGAUUAAAGAUUCCCCUCGUGCUACCCACCUGAGAAAAGUCCUACUUGGCCAAGACUGGCAUUAAUGAAACGGGUCUGUAUGGAUUUGCCUUGGCCAGGAGUUUGAUUGUGGGACCUUUCCAGAAACAGUUCCCAAUUCCAGUUCCCUUGAGGAGAGAGUCUGAAGAAGGGUCUCGACCCGAAGUGUCACCCAUUCCUUCUCUCCAGAGAUGCUGCCUGUCCUGCUGAGUUUACGCCAGCAUUUUGUGUCUUAUCUCCAGUUCCCUUGAAUUCCCAAUCAAAAUUUGAACUGGAGACAACAGCAACUUCUCUCUCAGCCUUCUCUGAUUGAAUGGCACAAUUAUGAGCUGCACUAAGUAUUAUUUAAAUCGUUCAUCCUAGUUUAAUUUAUGUAUUUUGUUUUUCGAAUGAAGUGCUUCCAAGAGGUGCAUCCUUGUUGUGAAAGGUAUCGCAUCCAAAGGAGACUGCAAGUAUGUGUGUGGUUUUCUUUUCUUAUUGCUGUUUAAUGUUGCUACGAUCUUUUCAGUUGACAUUUUGGAAUUGCCUGAGUCGCGCAUCCUAUGACAAGGAACUCAGCUAAAAUUUCCAAUGACACCAUUUGAGCUAUCUAUUUUUAACACUUUAAUUACUUUCCCAGAACAGUGAGAAGAAUCGUGGAAAUCAUAAAACUCGUUAGGUUAAUUUGUGGAGCUGAGUAAAAACGUAAGCAGGUCUCCUCUCUUUUUAGUUCAUUUGCAUUUGAUACAAUGAAAGGUCAGCUUCUAUACACAGUCUGGCACAAAUACAACCUUGUGUUCAGCUUGUUUGUCUGGAGAAUAAAGCUGGAAUUACAUUU
This is a messenger RNA of Leucoraja erinaceus (little skate), 5149 nucleotides long. Its product is annotated as ewing's tumor-associated antigen 1-like. The transcript has 5 exons. Lineage: Eukaryota; Metazoa; Chordata; Chondrichthyes; Rajiformes; Rajidae. The coding region runs from base 1207 to 3981 and encodes 924 amino acids. The record is from RefSeq and is a predicted model, not a curated record.